AUGCCCAUAACCUUCUCCAGGGAAGAUCACUGGGUGCACAUCCCGGAUCCCAGGUCUUACCUGCUGGCCCCCACCAUAGACAUAGUCCUCCUCUUCAAGGUGCUGAUUGAUGGCGGCAACGGCCUCAACAUCAUUUUCACCGAAACCCUGAAGCGCAUGGACUUCAACUUUGAGCGGCUCCUUCCCUGCGAGGACCCAUUCUUCGGCAUAAUACCCGAUAAAGGAUCCUAUCCUAUUGGGAGAGUCAUCGUACCAAUCAUGUUCGACACCCUCGACAACUACCGCAUUGAGCACCUCACCUUCAAGGUUGCCAACUUCAAGACCUCCUACCAUGCCAUCUUUGGCAGGCCAAUGCUGGUGAGGUUCAUGGCGAUUCCCAACCAUACCUACCUGAUCCUUAAGAUGCCAGCUCCAAACAGCGUCCUCUCCAUCUUCGGAGAUGUCGAAACGUCCUACAAGUGUGACACGGAAGCCGUACAGCUCGCCGAGACCCUGGAGUACUCGGCCAAUGCCAACAUAAUGGUCGCCGAGUCCAAGGAGGUGGACCAGAGUCAGCUGACGAUCCCAGAGGCGGACCCGACGCCCAUGGCACUGCAGCCCGACCCGCAAGUCAAGAAGAUCAACCUCAGCUUGGAAAACCCAUCCAAGACGGCCCGUAUCGGGGCCAGCCUCACCCCCAAAUAG
Setaria italica (foxtail millet) is the source of this 684-nucleotide messenger RNA. RefSeq lists its product as uncharacterized. Lineage: Eukaryota; Viridiplantae; Streptophyta; Magnoliopsida; Poales; Poaceae. The record is from RefSeq and is a predicted model, not a curated record. The transcript has a single exon. Bases 1 to 684 code for a protein of 227 amino acids.